AUGCAGUCCAAUGAUGAUUCGGCGGUCGAACCCAUAAAGGCGUUCGAGGGAAGGGUUAUCACGUACGAGGUCGUCGACGGUAACGGAAAUGUCGAUCAAACAAUCGGAGAGCGUAGGUUCAAUUUUAAAGGGAAUACCAUCGAGGAAUUGAAGAAAGCGUUGGAGGAAGAGAUGACUGUGAAGGAAGAGUUCUCUCUUUGUUCUCGGAAUCCUUUGAAUGGCAAUCUUUAUCCCCUUCGUUUGCAGCUUCCUCCUAACAAUGCCGUCAUGCACGUCGUCGUGGUUCCUCUGUUGUCGAAAGUGGCAGAUGAACUAUGGCUUUGAAUAACAUGAAAGAACUUCCAAUUCGUGAUGUGAAUUCCAGGGAUUUAAAUAGUGGUCGGCGAUAGUAGUGUUCUUCGCGAUCGUUAUUAUAUGACCACGAUACCGCAAUCACUGCAAUAUAGUUGCAACCGCGAUAAAAGCGACACACUGAAUACGUAACCGCAAUUUGAAUCUCUGGUGAAUUCUGCUCCAAACUUUGGGUUUUUGCUUUAUUUCUUCAGCCAUUUAUCGAUCGU
Molecule: messenger RNA, 560 nt
Organism: Hibiscus syriacus
Lineage: Eukaryota; Viridiplantae; Streptophyta; Magnoliopsida; Malvales; Malvaceae
Exons: 2
Coding region: 1-324 (107 amino acids)
Source: RefSeq, a predicted model, not a curated record